CAUUGAGCAAGAUAAAGGCCAAAUCAGAUUAAAAGGCCCCACCUUUACACACCCAAUCACUCCCCUCAGAUUCUCCAUAGCGAUCAGAUUAGAUUCAAUACAAUACGACGGCGAGGGAAAACGAAAAGCUUAAUAGAGGCGACAGCUGUAUAUAUAUAGAGAGAGAUAACACAGCACAGCAGUAAUUAGGGUUUUGAUUUAGGCGAGAAGCCAUGUCAGGUCUCCACAGAUCAUCAAGCUCAUCGAAGAACAUCGGAAAGUCCCUCCCUUCCAAGGAGCUUCUCGACGAUCUUUGCAGUCGAUUCGUUUUGAACGUUCCUGAAGAAGACCAACAGUCCUUCGAGAGGAUUCUCUUUCUGGUGGAGUACGCUUAUUGGUACUACGAAGAUAACGCUGUGGAGAAUGACCCGACGUUAAAGUCUCUGUCUUUGAAGGAGUUUACUUCACUCUUGUUCAACAGCUGUGAUGUUUUGAGACCUUACGUGUCUAACGUUGAUGAUAUCUUCAAAGACUUUACCUCUUACAAGUGUAGAGUUCCGGUUACUGGAGCUAUUAUUCUUGAUGAAACAUAUGAACGGUGUUUGUUGGUGAAGGGGUGGAAAGGGUCUAGCUGGAGCUUUCCCCGUGGGAAGAAGAGUAAGGAUGAAGAAGACUAUGCGUGUGCUAUUCGUGAGGUUUUAGAGGAAACUGGAUUUGAUGUCUCAAAGCUACUCAAGAAAGAAGAAUAUAUUGAGUUUACAUUCAGACAGCAAAGAGUGAGACUUUACAUUGUUGCUGGGGUGACAGAUGAUACAGCUUUUGCACCACAAACAAAGAAGGAAAUCAGUGAAAUUGCGUGGCAUCGGCUCGAUCAUCUUCAGCCAGCAAGUAAUGAGGUGAUAACUCAUGGAGUUGCUGGUCUCAAGUUGUAUAUGGUGGCACCUUUUCUUGGGUCGUUGAAGUCUUGGAUAUCGAAGCAUCCUGCUCCUGUAAAACGGAGAUCUGAUAAGCCCCUUAGAGCACUCAGCGUGUGGAAUGCAAGGACUAGUAGUACUGGAGGAAACGGAACAACAACGACGACGACAACGGAAAGCUACAAUAAGAAGCAGCCCCAACUAAUAGAGCGUCCUAAGGAUACAGAACCUGGAAACAGUCUCAGAAGCUUCAAGUUCAACACGUCAGCAAUCUUGGAAUCAGGAUUUUCAGCUUGACUAGUCUCUCGGACAUAUAAGGGUGGUCGGUAUUGGGAGCUAUGAUGCGGUUGGAUAUGUUCAUAUGCUUGUACUUUUUCUUUUUCUUCGGUAUCUUCUUUAUGCCUGUCGUUUCUUUUGGAAAGAAAGGGUUGUUGUACAUGAUGAUGGUCCGUGGGGGAAGUGGUGAAUCCUUUGGAUGAUGGCUUUAGAUGACAAUGGUUGCGACCAGCUACAAUUAAAGGACUUCUUUAUCCAAUGUAGAGAAUUAUUAUGAUUUAACGCUGAUUUAUUAUGAUUUUACAA
Molecule: messenger RNA, 1475 nt
Organism: Brassica napus (rape)
Lineage: Eukaryota; Viridiplantae; Streptophyta; Magnoliopsida; Brassicales; Brassicaceae
Product: mRNA-decapping enzyme subunit 2
Exons: 8
Coding region: 213-1190 (325 amino acids)
Biological process (GO): nuclear-transcribed mRNA catabolic process, nonsense-mediated decay; deadenylation-dependent decapping of nuclear-transcribed mRNA
Cellular component (GO): cytoplasm
Molecular function (GO): 5'-(N(7)-methylguanosine 5'-triphospho)-[mRNA] hydrolase activity; manganese ion binding; RNA binding
Source: RefSeq, a predicted model, not a curated record